This is a messenger RNA of Otolemur garnettii (small-eared galago), 1916 nucleotides long. It is a transcript of the gene HEXA, whose product is annotated as hexosaminidase subunit alpha. Gene Ontology annotation, biological process: glycosaminoglycan metabolic process; ganglioside catabolic process; carbohydrate metabolic process. The coding region runs from base 106 to 1689 and encodes 527 amino acids. Lineage: Eukaryota; Metazoa; Chordata; Mammalia; Primates; Galagidae. Gene Ontology annotation, cellular component: membrane. Gene Ontology annotation, molecular function: beta-N-acetylhexosaminidase activity. The record is from RefSeq and is a predicted model, not a curated record. The transcript has 14 exons.
AGGGCCGCCUCCGAUCACGUGACCCACCGAUUGUCACGUGGGCGCCGCUCACCUGACCAGGGUCUCACGUGGCCCAGCCCGCUGGGAGGAGGUGACCGGCGGGCCAUGGCAGGCUCCAGGCUUUGGUUUUCGCUGCUGCUGGCGGCAGCGUUCGCGGAGCGGGUGACGGCCCUCUGGCCCUGGCCCCAGUACAUCCAGACCUCCGGCCGCCGCUAUGUCCUCUAUCCCAACAACUUCCAGUUCCAGUACCAUCCCAGUUCGGCCGCGCAGCCCGGCUGCUCUGUCCUCGAUGAGGCCUUCCAACGCUACCGCGACCUGCUCUUCGGUUCCGGGUCGUGGCCUCACUUAACAGGAAAACGACAUGCAUUGGCAAAGAAAAUAUUGGUUGUCUCUGUGGUCACAGCAGGAUGUAACCACUUUCCUACUCUGGAAUCAGCAGAGAAUUAUACCCUGACCAUAAAUGAUGACGAAUGUUUACUCCUCUCUCAGACUGCCUGGGGGGCUCUCCGAGGUCUGGAGACUUUUAGCCAGCUUGUUUGGAAAUCUGCUGAGGGCACGUUCUAUAUCAACAAGACUGAGAUCGAGGACUUCCCCCGCUUCCCUCACCGGGGCUUGCUGUUGGAUACAUCUCGCCAUUACCUGCCUCUUUCUAUCAUCCUGGACACUCUGGAUGUCAUGGCGUAUAACAAAUUGAAUGUGUUUCACUGGCAUCUGGUUGACGACCCUUCCUUCCCAUAUGAGAGCUUCACUUUUCCAGAGCUCACCAGAAAGGGCUCCUACAACCCUGUCACCCACAUCUACACGGCGCAGGAUGUGAAGGAGGUAAUUGAAUACGCGCGGCUUCGGGGUAUCCGUGUGCUGGCGGAGUUUGACACUCCUGGCCACACUUUGUCUUGGGGACCAGGUAUCCCCGGAUUAUUGACUCCUUGUUACUCUGGGUCUCAGCCCUCUGGCACUUUUGGACCAGUGAAUCCCAGUCUCAACAAUACUUACGAGUUCAUGAGCACAUUUUUCCUGGAGGUCAGCUCUGUCUUCCCGGAUUUUUAUCUUCACCUGGGAGGAGAUGAGGUUGAUUUCACCUGCUGGAAGUCCAACCCAGAUAUCCAGGAGUUUAUGAAGAAGAAAGGCUUUGGUGAAGACUUCAAGCAGCUGGAGUCCUACUACAUCCAGACGCUACUGGACAUUGUCUCUUCUUAUGACAAGGGCUAUGUGGUGUGGCAGGAGGUGUUUGAUAAUAAAGUAAAGGUUCGGCCAGACACGAUCAUACAGGUAUGGCGAGAAGAGGUACCAGUGAGCUACAUGAAGGAGCUGGAACUGAUCACCAAGGCUGGCUUCCGGGCCCUACUCUCUGCCCCCUGGUACCUGAACCGUAUAUCUUAUGGCCCUGACUGGAAGGAGUUCUACCUAGUGGAACCCUUAGAAUUUGAAGGUACCCGAAAGCAGAAGGCUCUGGUGAUUGGUGGAGAGGCCUGCAUGUGGGGAGAGUAUGUGGACAGCACAAACCUGGUCCCCAGGCUCUGGCCCAGAGCAGGGGCUGUUGCUGAGAGGCUGUGGAGCAACAAGUUAAUCUCUGACGUGAAGUUUGCCUAUAGACGUUUGUCACGCUUCCGCUGUGAGUUGCUGAGGCGAGGUGUCCAGGCCCAGCCCCUCAAUGUAGGCUACUGUGAGCAAGAGUUUGAACAGGACUGAGCCAGCAGCCCCUGGCACCGAGGAAGGUGCUGGCCCUAGGAGAGGUAGUCGGGCCAGGCUUCCACUGCAUCCUGGCCGGGGAUGGAGCCCCUUGUCCACGUGCCCUUGUGCUUGGAGAGAAGGGGGCUGGUGCUGGCACGGGUGUCCAAUAAAGAGUGGAUGUGGCAUGUUUUAUAAUAAAUAUGGAUUACCUGUGUAAAAAAAUAAAGUGAAUGGUCCUAGGGUAA